AUUGUUUGUGGAUUGAAUUGUAUCUACCAAACCAUGCGGUAUCAGCGUUUAUAGAAAACAAAUUUUACAAAUCAGCUUUGACUCAGAAUUUAAAAAUGGUUUUCUUGAGUGUGAUGAGGCAAGUGGGAUUCCGAUUCACGGGGACCCACCGAGGACCGGACAAGUUUUGGAGGAGGAGGAAAUUCUUUAAAAUGACCGCUCACUUUGUUGGAAGGAAGAGAAACUGCUAUAGAAUCGCCAUCAAAUACGUACACAGAGCCAUGGUUUUCGCUACGAAAGACAGGAAACUGAAGAAAGAGACUGUCAGAGAUCUGUGGGAAACUCGCUUGGAAGGAGCAUGCAUGGAGCACAAUUUCACCAGCAAGCUCUUGUUGGAUUCGUUAAGCAGACAAAACGUUUUACUCAAUAGGAAGUCUUUGUCUAAUCUCGCCAUUUGGGAGCCGAGGACGUUUCAGUCUUUGAUGAACAUCGCAUGGGUGACCGCAGCUCAAGAAAGAAUUAGAGGAGCGGACCAACUUGGUCCAGCGCCCAAAAAUGUUUUCGUGCCGAAGAUUGAAGAUGAAGUGGAUUAAAUACUGAUCUAAUUAUGUAGUGUUGCUAAGUAAACUGUAAAGAAAA
Cloeon dipterum is the source of this 618-nucleotide messenger RNA. It is a transcript of the gene mRpL20, whose product is annotated as mitochondrial ribosomal protein L20. Gene Ontology annotation, biological process: ribosomal large subunit assembly; translation. Gene Ontology annotation, cellular component: mitochondrial ribosome. Lineage: Eukaryota; Metazoa; Arthropoda; Insecta; Ephemeroptera; Baetidae. The transcript has 4 exons. Bases 96 to 572 code for a protein of 158 amino acids. Gene Ontology annotation, molecular function: rRNA binding; structural constituent of ribosome. The record is from RefSeq and is a predicted model, not a curated record.